AUGCCUGUUAUCGACAUUAAGAAGGAUUUAUCUGCACUCUUUUCCCAACAGGUCCAGGCCACACCCGAUGCGGUGGCUUUGGAGGACGAGAGAACGACAUAUAUUUAUGCCGAGCUGGAUGAAAAGGUCGCCGCUCUUGCCCACCGUCUCCGUGAGUCUGGAGUCGGUCGAGACCGUCUGGUAGGAGUGCUCCUCCCUCGCAGCGCCGACUAUGUGAUUGCCUGUCUGGCCGCCCUUCGUGCUGGAGGAGCAUUUCUUGUUCUCGAACUUGCAUAUCCUCCCGAACUUCUCGCCGACGUCAUCGACGACGCCAGGCCCGCUGUCGUGGUCACAUACCGAGCAGAGGUCGGGAAGAUCAAAGCAGGCAUCCCGCUUAUCACACUCGACGAUCCGGCUUCAGACGUUGACGGCCACGCGAGCGAGCCUUCUCCAUUACCUGCUGACGAUGAUCUGGAUCGACUGGCCUUUGUUUCUUACUCAUCGGGGACUACCGGUCGUCCUAAAGGGAUCGCCAACCCACACCGGGCACCAGUUCUUUCUUACAACCUGAGAUUCGGGGUUCGCGAUCUUCAGCAAGGAGACCGUGUCGCGUGCAAUGUCUUUUUCAUUUGGGAAAUCCUGCGGCCACUUUUGCGAGGUGCCACCGUGGUUGCCGUACCAGAUGAAGCCAGCUAUGACCCUGUUGCACUGGUGGACUUACUCGCAUCCAAGCACAUCACCGAAACUCUCAUGACACCUACUCUUUUGGCUGCGGUUCUGUCUCGCCAUCCAAGAAUCGGAACUCGUCUCCCGGAACUUCGCACCUUGUGGCUCAAUGGCGAAGUCGUCACCACUGACUUGGCCCGUCGAGCCCUCAAAGCUCUUCCAAAUACAUGCUUGCUCAACUGCUACAGUGCCUGUGAAACCCACGAGAUUGCGUGUGGUGAUAUCGGGGAUAUGCUUGACACCGAGGCACCAUACUGUCCGGUUGGCCCGCCUAUGGAUCCCAAACACACUUAUAUUCUUGACGAGAGUGGCAAGAAGGUUGAACCGGGAGCUAGUGGAGAGCUUUUUGUGGGCGGAUCAAUGCUCGCUCGUGAGUACAUCAACCGUCCGGAGACGACGGCCAAAGCCUUUACGCCGGAUCCCUUUGAUCCGACCCCAGGUGCUCGCAUGUACAGGACUGGAGAUCUGGCACGAAUGCUUCCUUCCGGACUCCUCGAGAUCACCGGUCGCGUGGGAUCCAUGAUCAAGCUCCGAGGUUAUUCGGUCGUCCCUGGAAAAGUCGAAAAUACCAUUGUUAAACAUCUGGCCGUGAGUCAUUGCGCCGUAGUUGCUCGUGGUGAAGGCCUAGAACGACAACUGGUUGCUUACGUUGUCCGGGAAAAGGAGAAUUCCACCGAUCGACCGACCGUGGAAAUCGAUGAGUCAGGAUACAGUCCAGCCGCACGUCGCAAACUCUCACCUUAUUUGGCCCAUUACAUGAUUCCGGCUCUGUGGGUGGAACUUGACGAGCUGCCAACUCAUGCCGUCUCGGGCAAGGCCGAUCCGAAACGUCUUCCUCCCCCUCCGAGCUCGAAAUCUGCCGCUCCCCAUAUCAUUGCCAAUGGGCAGAAGAUUGAGCAGGAUCCGAUUGGUAUCCAAGCCAUUGCUGAAAUUUGGGCCGCCACCCUCAAGACAUUUCCUGGUAAUAUUACACCCGCGCACAACUUUUUCGAUCUCGGUGGCCACUCCUUGUCACUUGCAGACCUUGCUGCGCGACUUUCGCGGAAUUUUGGCGUUCGCAUUCCCCUCGCCCGUCUCGUCGACCCUGCCACUCUCAGUGGCCAUCUGGAAACUGUUCGUGCGGUCAGAGACGGACAUACUGCAGCGGUGCAAGCCGAUCUCCCUGCCGUCUUGCGUGCGGAUUCCACCCUCGAUGAGGAAAUCAAACCCUCCGGUGCCACGAUAUAUCCAGUCAGCAAAGCAAACACAGUCUUCUUGACCGGCGCCACCGGCUUUUUGGGUGCCUUCCUCCUCAACGACUUGUUGGACAGUACUUCGGCUAAAAUCGUGUGUCUUGUGCGUUUCAAUGACCCGUCGGAAGAGGAUCGGCCAGCGGGGAUAGCAAGGCUUCGCAGGAAUCUCCUCGACUUAGGGCUGUGGAACGACUCGAUCAUGGAGCGCGUUGAAAUUCUCCCAGGCAAUCUAUCUCGAAAACACCUUGGUCUUUCACCAGAGGCUUUUGAAGAGCUUGCUGAACGUGUCGACGUCAUCGUUCACGCCGGUGCCAGUGUCAACCUGGUGUAUCCCUAUGCCGGGCUGCGAAACGCCAAUGUAGGGGGCACGAGAGAAAUUCUACGCCUGGCAUGUCGCGGUAACGCGACGGUACAGUACAUAUCUACCAACGGGGUGUUACCGCCAUCUCAGGAAGGCUGGCCGGAGACCACGAUGCUGGGCGUAGAAGACGUCCCCGAGAAGCUGCGUGAUGGUUAUGGCCAGACCAAGUGGGUCGCUGAGCAGCUUGUACUCGAAGCUGGUCGACGUGGACUGCCGGUGAAGAUCCUCCGAGCAGGCACCAUCAGUGGGCACAGCACCACUGGUGCAGGCAACGCUUGGGACCUCUUGUCCGCAUUGAUUGUGGAGUCGAUACACCUGGGGUACGCUCCUGACGUGGAAGGCUGGCGUGCCGAGAUGACCCCAGUCGACUUCGUGAGCAAAUCUAUCAUCCAUCUCUCCAAUCAGACUCAUGCCAAACAAACUAUCUUUCACCUCGGCGAUCCAGACCCUGUCAAUACUCGACAGGUUUUCGAUGAUCUGGGUCAACUCGGAUAUCCGACGAAGCGACUCGGCUGGGAUGAAUGGGAGGCCAUGUGGACGAAGAAAAGAGGCCACCUCAGCGGCGGAGACGGCCAAUUUACGGUUGAUAUCCUUCGCAGCGGCAUGCCGACCGUCGACUUUCUACGAGGCAUCGUCGUGCUCAACAAUGCCGCCACCAGACCAUUCCGUGCCAUUGUCGAGCGGCCUAAAGUUGACAAGGUAUUACUCGAAACCUACACCCGCCAUUGGUUUGCACGAGGAUGGCUACCUCAUCCUCCCUCGCGCCUAAAUUCUCUCGGGGGAUCGGCGCAAUCCAUCCGCAGAGGUCCAUUAAGCGGACGUGUGGCCGUCGUAACAGGGGCAUCUUCGGGCAUCGGUGCUGCAGUUGCUGCUGCUCUGGCAAGAGAAGGCUGCCAUGUCGCUCUCGCCGCUCGACGCAUCGGAACUCUCGAAGCAGUCAAAAAAAGACUCGCCGUCCGUGAAGGCAAAGUCAUCGUUCGCCAAACUGACGUGACCGAUCAGAAACAAGUGGAAGCCCUUAUCCGCGCAGCCAGCGCUGAACUCGGUCCAGUCGACAUUCUCGUCUCCUGCGCUGGGGUGAUGUACUAUACUCUGAUGGCGAACGCACAAACCGAAGAGUGGAACCGCACCGUCGACGUCAACUGCAAGGGUCUCCUGCACUGCCUCUCUUCAACGAUUCCCUCCAUGCUCUCGCGCGGCACCGGGCACAUCGUCGCCAUCUCCUCCGACGCCGGGCGCAAAGUCUUUCCCGGCCUCAGCGUCUACUCGGCAAGCAAGUUCUUCGUCGAAGCCACAUUGCAAACCCUACGUCUCGAGACCGCUGGCAGGGGUCUGCGCGUCACAAGCGUGCAGCCUGGGAACACGGCCACGGACCUGCUAGGCAUGUCUACGGAUGCCGAAGCCAUCAAGAAAUAUGGCGAGCCUUCAGGUGCGCAGAUUCUAGAUCCUGAAGAUGUCGCGGCGUCGAUUAUCUAUGCGCUUAAACAACCCGCGCAUGUUGCCGUGAAUGAAGUCUUGAUUGAGCCUCGCGACGAGCCGAUUUGA
Molecule: messenger RNA, 3843 nt
Organism: Rhinocladiella mackenziei CBS 650.93
Lineage: Eukaryota; Fungi; Ascomycota; Eurotiomycetes; Chaetothyriales; Herpotrichiellaceae
Exons: 1
Coding region: 1-3843 (1280 amino acids)
Molecular function (GO): phosphopantetheine binding
Source: RefSeq, a predicted model, not a curated record